AUGUCUGAUGAGAGGAGAAAAGCCCUGGUGGGGCUGCCCACGUAUCUGCGUCAGUCCGCAGAUACCGUGCUGACAAAGGACCAGCCAGCCCAUAUUGGACACCCCCAGAGCCCACGUUCUCGCCCGUCUAACGAAUCUCUCUCUCCUCCCACUCAUCAUUUAACCCCAAACGCAUCGGCCUAUCCAGUGGUUCCCCCUUUCAGGCUUGCAUCUGAGCGCCUGUCAUUGCAGCAGGACCCGGUCCAAGACAAGGACAAAGCGUCUCUCAAGCGAAAGAGACCUCCUGAGCCAGCUCCAACAACCUCCUCAGAGCCCCCGAUUGAAGACAAGGACAACGAAUCUCUCAAGCGGAAGAGAUCUCAUGAGCCAGCUCCAGCCUCCUCAAAGCCUGAAACCCCUGGGCCUGCAAAGAUUUGCAGGUUCCAGGGUGUUAUUGAGCACAGGAGGUGGGAGGAGGCCAUGGAUUUCGCUGCGGAUAUGGGAGAUUGUGAGCUUAGCACUGAUAAAGUUCACCGGCACAUCUUUUGGACCGAUGGGUCAAUCGUCCAAGGUGCCUGUGCUGCUGCAGCGGUAGUUUGGAAACAGCCACCGUCGUCUAAGUGGAUGACAGAAGGCCAUCCCUACCCCUACCUUACCCAGAACACUGAGGUUGUCGAGAUGUUUGCAAUCGCUCAUGCUUUGAGGCGUGCAGUUGAUGAAGUUAGGCAGGCAAGAAGCCGAGUCACGGGAGGGCCUCACUUGCAAGUUACUCAUGAGGUGUUUGUUUUCACAGAUUCACUGGGUGCGCUGAACAGUAUUAAAGAAGAUGCUUGGGGGUUUCACACCCUAGGGAAGUGUGAACAGGCCCACACUAUCAUCGAUUACAGCAUUGAGCUCCGUAGUCUUGGAGCUAGACUGGAGCUACAUCUGGUGCCGGGACACAGCAACGUGCCGGGCAACAUGGAGGCACAUCGAGCUGCCAAAAAAGCCGCUCAUCAUACCGCAGAUCAAGCCGGAAUAACCUCAAACGAGGAGGGAUUCGCUUUGCACAAGAAACAAGGCAGUGUUGCAAUCAUUGUUCUCUCCGCACCCCUUUUGGUCCCAGCCUCGCCAGUCCCCGCUCGUUGCUCUAAGGGUUCUCGGGGUCGUGCUCUCCGCAAGUAUCGUGAUCUCCUCGCGCAACCAAUCAGAAAUUUAACUCCUCUCAACGCUGGUUCGACCUUGGCGACAGGAGACCAAGACAAGACACAAAUAGCUCGGGUCAUUACACCAGCCCUGAGCUCCCUCCACUGGUUCACACCGAUCAAAGCCAGACAGACCCCCUCGACCGUGGAUUCGCCCCAGUCCCAAUCUGUUGGCGAACAGGAACCCGUGUUGAAGAAACGGAAAAUAGAGACUGCUGCUGCUGAGUCUCUCUCCUUGCCUGGCCCUCGGCCCUUCGGUCCAGGGUUAUUCACCUCUAAUGCAAGCUCUCGGCGCCUGGGUAUCGAUAAUGCAAGAAGUUUCUUCAAGGCUGGAAGAUUAUCAUACCCUCCUGCGAAAGAUGUGUCAGCAGCCAUCCUCAAUACCCCCCAGUCGAUUAUCACCACGUCAAAGAUGAGGUCUUUCGCCUCUCCCGAGGAACCCAGAGAUGGGCUGAGCUUGGCUACAAUCUCAUCGAUUGAUGACGUGAAACCAAACGCCCGUCAAAGUGUGACUCUUCCAUCGCGUCCUCUAUGGAAUCCCGAUGUGUGCCCAACACCUACUUCGGUGUUUAUGGCUUCACAAAUGAAGUCAUUUGCUUCCCCCGAAGUACCAAAAGAUGGGCUUACAUUGGCACCUAACUCAUGGUUCCAUGAGGGCAAGAUGAAGCAGAUUGGAGAGCUCCCGGUCAGCCCAUCAAUUCGCGAUGUGCCGAAGACCCCUGCGUUCUUCGUUACAACGUCGAAAUUGAGAUCAUUCGCUUCUCCCGGGGAACCCCAAGAUGGGCCAACCCUGGCACCCAUCCCACCAUCUUUUGAUGGUGAGCUGCAGGAUUGUGGAGCGAAAGAGAGUUCGGAGCAUGAUCGACCAGAAGAUCUGGCCCGAAAGAAAUGA
Penicillium cataractarum is the source of this 2055-nucleotide messenger RNA. Its product is annotated as ribonuclease H family protein. The record is from RefSeq and is a predicted model, not a curated record. The transcript has a single exon. NCBI's taxonomy places the organism in Eukaryota, Fungi, Ascomycota, Eurotiomycetes, Eurotiales, Aspergillaceae. Gene Ontology annotation, molecular function: nucleic acid binding; RNA-DNA hybrid ribonuclease activity. The coding region runs from base 1 to 2055 and encodes 684 amino acids.